Fonsecaea erecta is the source of this 648-nucleotide messenger RNA. RefSeq lists its product as hypothetical. Bases 1 to 648 code for a protein of 215 amino acids. The transcript has a single exon. NCBI's taxonomy places the organism in Eukaryota, Fungi, Ascomycota, Eurotiomycetes, Chaetothyriales, Herpotrichiellaceae. The record is from RefSeq and is a predicted model, not a curated record.
AUGUUCUUCUCGUCGCCCACCUCCAACAUUACCCCGGCCAUGACAUCGGUGGCUAUGUCGCGUUCAGACUCGCGCGACUCCACCUCGUCCAACACCUACUCGUACGCGCCGACCUCUGCCUACACGGCCCUGGUGUGCGCGUCACCCACCUCAGCGUGGCCAGCCUCCCAAGCUCUUGCACGAACAGACAGCAAUGCAUCCAACUCUACGUCUUCGUCGCAAACGCAGUCUAUUGCCAUGCGACGCGACAGCAGCAACUCAACAUGGAUGCCUAGCCCAUACAGAUCCUGCAUGUCGUCGUUUGGCACCGAACCCAACUCAUAUCUCUCUGACGACGACCUUCUGUGCCCUGCCGAAGACCUCAGCCUCCCCGUUGAGACGAUCCCGGCCCUGGCCCCCAAGAAGGACAUGACGACCGAAGAGCAAAUUGCCUUCCUCCGGGAACUCCAGGAGAAGGAGGCUGCCUCCAACCAGCCCCAGGCAGCAACCCACUACGUACGUGACGCCGAGGCGAAGCGCAGAGUCGUGCGCUUCGCCAACCAGGAAGCCAGCGGCGCGAGCAAGUCCCGCCGACCCAGCGCCAGUGCCAUCAAGAGACGUCAAAACGGUCAACGACGUGGCACGAGUUGCCUGAAUGGCCCUCAGUGA